ACUUGGUUUCUCGUCUUGACGACGCCUUCCGGUGUCAGCCGCUCCCAAACUGGAAAGGAAUUCACCUGCUGGGAAACACCGAGCAGAAGCUAAGCUAAAAAGCGCAGGAACAAGUCUUGUCCGGUGAAAAGGAAGAAAAAAAAAAGAAUAACUUGCUCUUUGACAGAUGUGACCUGCUGCUGUUUCCUCCCCGAGACGUUUACUGUCCCGCGGACGCUGCGCUUUCUCUAUUGAAACUAAUAAGCACUUCCGUGUUUGGACUCGUCCUGGGACCCGGACGCAAAGCAGCAUGGCCAUCGAAAUGAAGACCAUCCAGACGAAUGGGGCCGAGGUGACGGGUAAUGGAGAAAGUGUGGCCUGCACGAUGCCUGAUGCUACAGAGAAAGACGGGUUCCUCGAACAGACUACCAGUGCUAACCCGGACCCAGAGCCCUGCACACCACCAUCUCAAGGGACUCGGACAUCCACUCUUGCAGAGAUUUGCUCCAAAUCCAGGAUAAGCAGAGAGAGGCUCAAACUAUUGCUGAUCAUCGUGGUCAUCAUCGUGUUCAUCGCUGUUGUUUUUGUGAUUUCGCUGGCCGUGUGCUCAGCGAUCUAUGAGGACUCGGACGGGGACUUUGACAGUUCGUUGUUUAAAGUUCCUCGGUCCUUCAAUGGGAGCUUCCGCCUGCCCAAUCGGGUCUUCACAGAGGGACUUGUCACCCUUUCGUCCAACGAAAGCAAAGGACUCGCUGCUGAGCUUCAACACAAGCUGGCCGACCUCUACAAAUCGUCUCCUGCUCUGGGACGAUACUUCUCCCAAGCAGAGAUACAGGCUUUCCGGAACGGGUCUGUCAUCGCCGACUACCAGCUGAUGUUCCUCAUGCCUGAAGAGCAGCAGGAUCAGCUGCGAAACGUGACCCUGAGCAGGGAGAUGGUGUACAACGUGUUCAGACAGUUCCUGUACGACCUUGAGUCAGAAGACUCAGGGCCGAUGUACAUUGAACCAGUUUCCCUCCAUAUGUUUGUAAGAGUCUAAACCAACUGGUGUAUCUUGCUUUUAUAGAAAUACAAGUGUUUACUUUUUACAUAUCUGUGCCUUUUCCCAGACAUUAUCUGCAAACCAAACCGGUGAAGCACUCCUAAAAUAUUUGCCCACAGAGCAACAAACACAGCAGAGCUGUGAUCAUUUUGUGAAGUGAAGGCUGUUCAACACGCUGUAUGGUUAAAAAGAAGAAGGAGUGCAUGUCAAACAGGCUGGUUACGAGUUAUCACGACGUAUCACAUGUACAGCACAGAGCUGUGUGCCAGUGUGUGAGUUCGCAGUCUGUUUCCUGGACGUGAUCAUCUGACUUCUAAUAAGAUUACAGCUGUCAUUAUUGUUUGUGGUAAAGUAUCUGGUCACUCGCAGCCGUUCUUCGCAUGCGCUACGGGGUUAUUAUGGAACCCCCUCGAAAGGGUUGCUUUUCAUUUUUAUGGUAAAAACUUAACUAAUGUAAGAUAACAUGUAUAAGGCCUUUCAUUUUCUAAGAAAUGUUUUAAAAUACAGCUGUAUAAUUUUUUUAAUUACAUUAGAACUUGAGUCCUUUCAUCUUUUUUACGUUUGACUAAAUAAUAUAUGUAUUCAUUGUGUAAACAAGUAUAACGUUGACAUUUCAUUGGUAUUUGAAUGUACAUUGUGGGGGUUCUGACAGCAGCGCAUAUAACACAGAAAACAAGAUGAGUUUAAAUGAGAAACUGAUCUGAAAAGGGCCAAUUUAGAGUUAAAAAAAACUUCCCGUGUAUGAUAUAAAUCACUAAUGGUUUUGUAUUCAGAAUGAGACACUGAGCAUAUGGUCUGCUUGACCACCUUUAGAGGAACUGUAUUUACGCAUGCAGGUCUUCUGCAUGACAGUCACAUGCUGGUCAAAAGAUCAAGUUUAAACAGCAGCGCAUCGUUGACAUCCAAGAGAUUUCGACAGUUUAUUACUGUACAUACAAGCACAUCACGCCACCCGCUCUAUGCAACUUUCAAAUAGCGCCGAUGUGGGAAUAAACAAGGAUGAAGCAACUUGAAUUGACAUAAGCUGCUUGCGGGUGUUCAGGGUUUACUUGGGUCUCUGCAUGUCUCCAUUUAUGUUCUGCUAAAGCAAACACUUUUCUUUAUCUCUUGGCAGCAGUGAAAGAUCAAGUGCCCGGGCACAGCGCGGCAGCAUGCAUCCCGGUGGUGGGUACCUCAAAGGCUAAUGGGCGCUAGCUGCCUGGGCCACCUGAGGUCACUGGUGGCCCGUCUCCGCUGUCCUAUUUUCAGAAUUGUUCAUCGUCCAAAGGCAGAUUAACUACGAUAAGCCUGGGAGCUUCGAUCUCCCGCUCAAAACACCACCAGUGCCUAUCCUUUAUCUGACUCGUGAUCCGCUGAGGUUGGUCAUGCUAAACCACUAUAGGUCACCACUUCUAGUUAAACGUGUAUUUAUCCAUCCUGGAUGUGUGCAGGGCUGCUGUAUAUUCUAUUGACUCAAAGUCUGUCACGGAUAGAUGCAAAUAAAGCUGAUUUUCAUA
Messenger RNA from Gasterosteus aculeatus aculeatus (three-spined stickleback), 2517 nucleotides. RefSeq names its product chromosome 15 C3orf52 homolog (gene c15h3orf52). NCBI's taxonomy places the organism in Eukaryota, Metazoa, Chordata, Actinopteri, Perciformes, Gasterosteidae. The record is from RefSeq and is a predicted model, not a curated record.